Molecule: messenger RNA, 3090 nt
Organism: Seminavis robusta
Lineage: Eukaryota; Bacillariophyta; Bacillariophyceae; Naviculales; Naviculaceae
Source: the annotation of a GenBank genome assembly
AUGGCGAAGCGCAGAGCCAGGACCAGAGAUCUCAAGGGGACGCCCGGGAAGGGGCUUCCACUAGCAGACCAAACCAACAAUCACCCUCCUCUUCCGGCCUUCUCCCCUGCAUUGGCAUCUCCCCCUCCCAAGAGAAACCCACCAUCAUUAAAGACUCCCGACUUUUGUAAAAGAGGAUUGUUCACAUCGCCUGUGAAGGAAUCCCCAGUCUCGAAACUCACAAAAUCUGUUUCAACCCAAACCGAUCCUGUUGCUUGCCUCGGAUUUGAAGAUGAAAUUCUGGCCAAGGAUCCAAGUCAAGAGCUGCAACAACUAGCCUUCAACACACUGGAAGCUCUACAUUCAAAGCAAAAGAACAAGGACUACGUUCGUCUAUCGAUGCGACAUGGUGCACGAACAUAUUUGAAUGUGCCAAGCUCUCGCUUCACGGUUUCAAAGAGUGUCUCCAAUCAAGUCAACAAGAAACUCAACAAGCAUUCCAAUUUGGUUUCAGGGCUGCUUCAACGCCUUUUUGGAGGUGGCUUGCAGCGGAUGAUGCCUGCAAUUUUGGCAAAAAUCGGCAGGCAAUUUCGUUUGACAGUUUUGCCACUCAAGGAUUGUGUAUUGAAUAUCGUUCAAGCAGCGGCUCUACGAGACUAUGUCCCCACAUCGACACGAGGACUUGAGAGACUUGCGAAUGCCCUUCAUGACUUUGUUCCAAUUCUUGGAAAGCUGUUGUUUCCGCGACAGUUGCGUCGUCGCAUUUCCGAAUUUGAAAAAUGUACGCUUGAUGUGGAGCUGAGCUUUGAAGUCAUAUCAUUGGAGAUGAAUGGGGAUGGGAAAAUGAAGCCGUGUGUUCAUGCAUGGGUUUCCAACCUUCCUGUGGUCGUUGAAGGUCUUACUCGUAGUGCUUUGAUUGCCGGAAAGUUUCAAGAAUCAGAUCUAUUGUCAGCACACAAAGCUGAAGUCUUGAUUAUUCAAGGAUGUGAUAAAGGAGGAAGCUUGACGCUCAGCUUGAUGCGAAUUGCCAACAGAGUAGAUGGGAAUGCUCCACAAUUCUGCUUCCCUUUAGCAUUUUAUGAAGAUGCGAGAGAGUCCUACAGCAAUCUCGAAAGGACAAUAUAUGACAAUUCAAAACCCGCCACCAAGCCUGUUCAAUCUUUUCUUCAAUCCCUGCUUGAUGGAAAAUUUCACAUGCUCAUUGUCUCCUCCUGUUGUGGCAGUGAACUCAUCGAUGCGCAAUGCUUGCUCAUCGAAUUCAGCGGCUACUCUGUCUAUGAAAAGCAAGAUUCCUCCAUUCACCAUGACUGCAGUCGACUAUUGCCAGAUGCUGAUCACCGAGAGCUCUUCGUGAACACGGAAGAGGCAAGAGCUCGAACACGGCCAGUGAUUGUGACGUUGGAUAGAGUGCGAUGCUGCCCUCUGGCAGCGCGACUUGUGCUAGCGGAUCCAACAGACGAAGAUGUGGACUCAUCGGAGGGAACGACGUACUCGGGUCUCUUGCUUUACCAGUCAUUGGAGCGAAGGGCCGGGACGCUUGUUGGUCGGCUCCAUUUCACGUCGGCGCUUUUUGUCCCAUCCACUGCCUCAGUCAAACUCCAAUGCUACGGAUGCAGACCAUUCACUGCAGACGAUUUGAAGCUCAACGUUGCAGUUUCAGGGCAAGGCACGGCGUCAAGCAAAUACCCAUGCCCUAUCUGUGUUGCAUCUAGUGAUGAAUUCGGCCACUGCAUCCACGGUCUCAUUCCUCCCCCUCUUCGGGAUGGAGAAAACAACAACAAUCAACUCUAUGAAAAAUUCAAGGAGGUCGCCGGUGCAAGAGCAUUGAAAGUUUCAACAGACUCCUCGGCGGCGUCAAUGCAUAGUAUCAAGGACAAAGCAAAGAGUGUUGUGCACCGUCCACUGCUGCUAACACCACCCUCUCAGAACACGGCAGGGUCAAUGCAUGUAUGCCAAGGAAUGAUGACUCACCUGCACACCUCACUAGGCGGACGUUUAGGCUGCUCGAGCAGAUCGAUCGUUGAGCGAGCAACUAACCUGCAGACAGAGAGAGAGCAGCACGCUGUCAAGAGCGGAAUGGCUGCAUGGUCAGCCGUUCUCAAGGCUGCUUCCGAGCUCUCUUUAUCUGGAAAUAAGUUCAUCAAAGACUCAGGUUCAAAACCAGAAGGCGAGGCAAGUUAUUUGUUUUACCAAUCUAUUUGUGUUGACGGUGGCGUCAGGUUCAAUGUCGAGCAUUCAGGGCUGGAAUUAACCAACGCCAAUGGAAUCAAAGUCCUUUCGCAACAAGACAUCAUUGCCAAGCGAGUGGAAAAAGCUUACAUUCAGGAAGAGACGCAUAAUCUGCAAUCGGAGGUAAGAGCAGUCAUGGCAACGUGGCGCCGCCUUGCUGCUCUCCUAUUGGAGCUGUCAAGGACUAUGAAGCGACAAUCCAAACUAUCGGAAGAAGAAAUCAGCCGCUUCAAGCAAUGUGCGAUUGAAUAUGGGAGAGAGUGGACCUCCAUGAUACCUGGAAAAGACAAUGUUUUCAACAAACUACACACUUUGAUUGCCCAUUUGACAACGUUUGCUGAAGUGCAUAAGACUAUCGGUUUGGUCAACGAGGAAAGCUUUGAAGCAACACACCCUCGAGCACAAACAAUAAGCAAUCACCUCAAGAGUAUGGUUUCCACAGAAGGAAAGGUGGAUAAAAUUGUCCAGCGUUUCUCUCUUGGCCUCCACAGCGACUAUCAAAUGACUCGCACAGCUCUUCAGGACGAGAGAAAGACAGGGCCCCGAAAGCUGAAGGAUGGAGACCGCUACAAAGUCUCCCAUCGCACUCGGCAACAAGAUAUUGCCCCGAUUUGCAAUUCAACAUCUCCAAGCAUGUGUCUUCUCCCACAAGAGUUAGUCCGAGUUGCCACAAACCAAGCUGUGGUGAAGAAGGAAUGGCAUGAUUACUACAACUAUUUGGUGUGCGGAAGAGUCCCUGACGGCUGGAGGAGAGCUUUUGGAGACGACGACAACAUUGGCAAGCAAUGUAUUCAAGAUCAAAUCCGAGUUUGUGUAGGUGCUGUUUUGUGGCAUCCAAAGGCAAGGAGAAAUGGAAAACGUGGUAUCGUUGUUGUGUUAUAG